GUCAAUGUCAAAAUAAUCGAAAGUCUAUUUUCCAUCAAUUACUUAUUUCAUUUUACAUAAAUACAACGAAAAUGACCGCUGGGGACACGAAAGUGCCAGGAGAAGAUAAUGCUUUCAAGGCAUUUAUGAGCGCACUUUAUAAAACGGUUGAUGCACCGGUAACAUGGUUCCGAGAGUCGAUCGUGGAGCCCAACCAGCAGAAGUACCCGUGGUACCACCAGAAGUAUCGCCGGGUACCGACUAUCGACGAGUGCUACACAGACGAUGUAGUGUGUGACUUCGAGGCGAACGCGCAGUUCAAACGUGAUAGAGCUGUAGACUCUGAAAUCCUGUCCAUCCUCCGCCAGCGUUAUGAAGACUGUAUGCUGUAUGAGGCUCCAGACCACCUGACCGUUUGCAAAUCUCUGUGGGACAAGUACAAGGAUGCUGAGGAGGCCUGGUUUAUUAAAUAUGGCGACCUUGGAGGAUAUGCGGAUGCCAGGAAAUGUUACAUGAAACAAAAACAUCGUAUGAUUUGGGAGAAGCGCAAUGGUCCCCUGUCAGACCAAACUAAGUAAAUGAAAUUAUCAGCGUUUCUGAUUAGUUUCCUGUACAUGUUAUAAUGUAAUAUAGACAUUGGUCCGGUAUAAUAAAUCAAAGUUUAGUAUUUA
Cydia amplana is the source of this 650-nucleotide messenger RNA. RefSeq names its product NADH dehydrogenase [ubiquinone] 1 beta subcomplex subunit 10 (gene ND-PDSW). Lineage: Eukaryota; Metazoa; Arthropoda; Insecta; Lepidoptera; Tortricidae. The transcript is spliced from 4 exons. The record is from RefSeq and is a predicted model, not a curated record. The coding region runs from base 72 to 557 and encodes 161 amino acids.